Gorilla gorilla gorilla (western lowland gorilla) is the source of this 1789-nucleotide messenger RNA. RefSeq names its product ladybird homeobox 1 (gene LBX1). Gene Ontology annotation, biological process: regulation of transcription by RNA polymerase II. The transcript has 2 exons. The record is from RefSeq and is a predicted model, not a curated record. Lineage: Eukaryota; Metazoa; Chordata; Mammalia; Primates; Hominidae. The coding region runs from base 645 to 1490 and encodes 281 amino acids. Gene Ontology annotation, cellular component: nucleus. Gene Ontology annotation, molecular function: sequence-specific double-stranded DNA binding; DNA-binding transcription factor activity, RNA polymerase II-specific.
GCAUUGGACAGACAGAGAGUGAAAGAGAGGGCGAGGGAGAGGGAGAGAAGGAGAGAGAAGGGGGGAGCAGAGAAGAGAGAAGAGAGAGGGAGGGAGAGCGAGAACAGGAGGAGAGAACAGAGAGAAAGAAGAGAGGAGAAAGGGAGAAAGGAGAGAGAAAGAGAAAGAAGUGCCGCUGCAGAUAAUUGAUUACACCCCGAUCAAGGCUAACUUGUUAGCAAUAGUCAAUUGCCCCGUCUCUCCGCCUCCCUCGCAGUCCGGGAUCCGCGCCCUCGCCUCGGCUCUUCCAACUGCGGCCGCCAGGACCCGGGGCCAGGAGCCACUGCCGAGCCACCUGACACCUUUAAAUAGCACCGGGGUUGGCGAAACUGGAGCCCCGCGCAGCGCGCCCCGGCUCCGGCCCCGGAUUGCUGGAAGCCCCAGCAGCAGCGGCGCCCGUGUCAGCGCCCUCUUCCCGGGGCCCCGCGCCGUUCUCCCCUCCUCAGCCGCCGCGCUAAUCGGCCCCGCGCCCGGCCCGCGCCCUGCCCAGUGCGGCCUCCUUUCCACCCGCCGCUGCCUGCCCGCGCCGUCCGGCGCCCGAGCUGCCCGCGGGCUGGGUCCCCGCGGCCCGAGCCGCCCCAGCCGGGCCCCCGAACGAGGCCGAGAUGACUUCCAAGGAGGACGGCAAGGCGGCGCCGGGGGAGGAUCGGCGGCGCAGUCCGCUGGACCACCUGCCUCCGCCUGCCAACUCCAACAAGCCACUGACGCCGUUCAGCAUCGAGGACAUCCUCAACAAGCCGUCUGUGCGGAGAAGUUACUCGCUGUGCGGGGCGGCGCACCUGCUGGCCGCCGCGGACAAGCACGCGCCGGGCGGCUUGCCCCUGGCGGGCCGCGCGCUGCUCUCGCAGACCUCGCCACUGUGCGCGCUGGAGGAGCUCGCCAGCAAGACGUUUAAGGGGCUGGAGGUCAGCGUUCUGCAGGCAGCCGAAGGCCGCGACGGGAUGACCAUCUUUGGGCAGCGGCAGACCCCUAAGAAGCGGCGAAAGUCGCGCACGGCCUUCACCAACCACCAGAUCUAUGAAUUGGAAAAGCGCUUUCUAUACCAGAAGUACCUGUCCCCCGCCGAUCGCGACCAAAUCGCGCAGCAGCUGGGCCUCACCAACGCGCAAGUCAUCACCUGGUUCCAGAAUCGGCGCGCUAAGCUCAAGCGGGACCUGGAGGAGAUGAAGGCCGACGUAGAGUCCGCCAAGAAACUGGGCCCCAGCGGGCAGAUGGACAUCGUGGCGCUGGCCGAACUCGAGCAGAACUCGGAGGCCACAGCCGGCGGUGGCGGCGGCUGCGGCAGGGCCAAGUCGAGGCCCGGCUCUCCGGUCCUCCCCCCAGGCGCCCCGCAGGCCCCGGGCGCUGGCCCCCUGCAGCUCUCGCCUGCCUCUCCGCUCACGGACCAGCCGGCCAGCAGCCAGGACUGCUCGGAGGACGAGGAAGACGAAGAGAUCGACGUGGACGAUUGAGCGGCGCCCCGGGUCUUCCGCCGCCCUGGGCUCCUAGCGCUCGAAAGCCCAACGCCUCCCGGACCGGACCGCCGAGGGGAGCUGGGACCUCCUCUGCCAACUCCCGCCUCCUCCCCUGUCCCCGGCCCCGGACUCGGCUCCUGGCAGCCGCCUCUUCCCUCUCGAAGCAAUAAACCCAGGCUGGCCGGCCGGGCCGGCCGCCACCAGCGGCCUCCGCCGCCCCGGAAGCCCUCGCCGUGCAAUUCUGUAUGGCUUCUAUAUAAAUAUUUAAACCUAUAUAGCGGGUUCUUCCCACCGCA